This is a messenger RNA of Xylona heveae TC161, 2431 nucleotides long. RefSeq lists its product as hypothetical. The transcript has a single exon. The record is from RefSeq and is a predicted model, not a curated record. NCBI's taxonomy places the organism in Eukaryota, Fungi, Ascomycota, Xylonomycetes, Xylonales, Xylonaceae. Bases 30 to 1991 code for a protein of 653 amino acids.
CUCUGGAAGGAUGUGGCUAUCAAAGCUGUAUGGAAGAAGUUUGCUCGAGGAGAACCCAAUCCAGCCGACAUCAAAUCGACAGCGCAGAAGAGAAUUCUGAAAUUGCUCGACCAACACCUCCCUUGUUCUAUCUAUCGAUCAUGAACGACGGGGUUAGUCCGAGCCAGCCAGCUUUUGAUCAGCUACUCGGCGAAAGUUGUAAGCUGUGGUCCUCCUAUCGAGAUGCUGCCAGUACGACACCCCUACUUCCAUCUGAUUGUAUCAAUUUGAAAAGUCUCCUUGGUCGAACACCUUCGUUCCUCGGGAGCGGGUUACUUCCUGAUGAUGUCCACGUCUCCCUCGCGUGCAGGGAAGAGCAAUCUACACAAGGACAGCAAGGCCUACUCACCAGCGGGCGUUCUAUGUGGAGAACUUCUCGAGGCACAUGUAUCCUUGAGCAUAAGGCUAUGACCUUGGAUUUACUAUUGGGUGUUCCAACACCACUUGCGGUGCAGAUUUCCGACUGCGCUCCGUUGACGGAAUGGCCCGGCAUCCAAGGCAUUUCGGGCCAUGACAAAGGCAACUAUCUUACCAUCUUAUUCCUCGCAUGGGCUUAUAUCCUCUCGGCACGAUGGGCCGAAGUUCUAACGGAUUCGUCGGAGCUACAGUGCAAAACCCGCUUUACAACUGGAGUGGUUUCGCCCCGGCUCGGACCGAACCAGCAAGGUGACGUGGAGAUCGAUUUAGGUGAACAUGUCGAACAGGAUGAAGCGAGUUGGUGGAAGGCUGUAUUAACGUCACCAGGCGGCUGGGAGGUGACUGCGGACUACAACGGGAGAACAUUCCUAUCCCCGUGGUCUGUCUCGAUCUCUGCUACAAUACGCAUCGCUGUGGCCGGAGAUCUCGUGGUUCCUGCUGCCCAACCACCAUCAUCCAGCCAGGCCCUCCAGUAUUUGGCUCGAUUUUGCUCCCAUAAUCGCCUCCAUGGUCAAUGUGUGACUGCUCUAGCUGGGGCGCUCUAUAUCCCUUUCCUGAGCGGAAAGUCGGUCUCACUCCCUGUGCCACAGCCCGCCCCACGACACCAAUCCCGGGAACCUGUCGCAUGUUUUGCGCAAUCUCACUCGGAUGUCGUUGCAGAACACGGCAAGCUUCUCACGUAUUAUAUGACGUUGAGCACCAAUGUGUGGGGCAUGCGGUCACUGCUCUGCAGCACUUUUUUCAACGCCGAUAUCGAAUGCAAUCUGGUCAGCGCUUGGCUUAACCCUGCAUUUGCAGUCAUUGAUCCGCUCUUGCGAGAAGAGAAUGUGCCUGUGCUUGCCAAGGUCCUGGCUAACCGGCAACCCAAGUUAGGCAGCCUCUGGCUUGGUGCAAUAUUUAUGGGCGUCGCCAAAUCUACCUUACGGGAUAUUCGAACCGGGCUCACGGCAGUCAAUCUUAGCAUGGCUGCAUGGACCAGGACAGAGCAAUCAUUCAUAACAUCAGAACCAGGUGCUAGUAAUGGGGAAACAAUCCGCCGCGAGGAUGAGUGUCGACUCUUAUUCAUUUUGGGUGUAGACGGAUAUACCAGAGCACCUGUCCAUCCUUGGAAACCUUUUGGAGAGACUCGCCUGAGUGAUGCCGAACUCUCGGUGCGGCAGCAUGCUUCUUGUGGGUGUCAUUGUCUGGAGUACAUUUCAUGGAACUGGACCCUCACGAAUGGCAAAGAACUUGAAGACCCAGGCAUUGAUUUUAUUUCCGACGAUGAGAAUAAUAUUAGCAUACAAAAAGGAGAGGCACAUGCUCCAAAGCAGCACAAUAAUGAGUUGUGUUCCCAGUCAUUGUCAGAAAUUUCUACACGCGGCAUCUUUGGGUGGUUAAGAUCCACAGGAUACACAGCCAAUGAGGAGUCCAUAUACAAGCACCCCUGGAUCGAUAUUGAAGGCUCUGACGAUGAAGAUGUAGGCGACGAUGGAUCCGAUACUUCUGAGCAUAGCGCUGCGCCGACGAAAUUGAUUCUUGAUUGGCUCAAGUAACGUUGAAGCCCAGGGAUGUUGGUCUACUGUGUCAAGUCGAUCCACUCUUCAAAGCCGUCUGGGCCACCAGCUGGAUGGUCCUUGCAUUUGGAACAUAUGGCAUAUUUUCCUGAGAUUCCAUGAUCGCCAGUUUGGCAAAUUUUCCACUGCUUCCGACAUCCUGGUGCUUUGCAGACAAAUCUGUUAUGUGCAUCAUUCCAGUGGUUGCAACUGGCGUUCCUGCAAGAACCUGCUUGACCAGAACUUGCAGUCAUUGUUGAUCCUCUUGGUGCCCGAUGGGAAAUCGAGUGCUGCUCGGAUGGUGAAAUGGCUGUUUAAAAUUUUAGCAACUUUGUUGUAUGACAGCUACAUGUCCCAUACCCUGUCAACCUUACAGUCGGCCAAAUGUUAUCUUCAUUUUGUUGUGUAAUAAAAAUAUACAGCCGUUUAGGUAGGAAUCA